AUGUCCGCCAAGUUCGCCUUCGCCAAGUCCCUCAAGGAGGUGCGCUUCCUCUUCUGCCAGACCUCCGAGCAGAGCGCCGCCGUCCGAUCUUUCCUCACAAAACAAUACCCCGCCAUCAAGCAGGCCAACCCAAACACCCCGAUCCUCCUCCGCGAAGCCGCCGGCACAAUCCCCAAAGUCUACGCCCGAUUCGAUUUCGGCACUGAAAAGUCACAGUCUCUGGAAGGCCUGUCAGACAAGCAGAUCGAGGAUACGGUUUCAGGGCUGGUAACAAAGGCAUAA
Trichoderma harzianum CBS 226.95 is the source of this 282-nucleotide messenger RNA. RefSeq lists its product as hypothetical. NCBI's taxonomy places the organism in Eukaryota, Fungi, Ascomycota, Sordariomycetes, Hypocreales, Hypocreaceae. The record is from RefSeq and is a predicted model, not a curated record. The transcript is spliced from 3 exons. The coding region runs from base 1 to 282 and encodes 93 amino acids.